CUUGCCCGAAGGCAUUGACGAGGCCUAAGAUGGAGCUCGCCCAGAAGGUGCCUGUUCACUCAGGCUUUGAAAGCACCCGGGUUAUAUGCAUUCGGAAAUACAGAAGAUGAUGAGAUGCUCUGUUAGAAAUUAGGUGUGUCGAGAUGGAGUGGUCGGAGCGGUGGCGGCGGCGCGCGCUGCUGGCGUUGCGCCCGCGCACGUGCUGCUGCGUGGCGCCGCUGCGCGGGGGGCUCCUCGCACUCGGGUACUUCAAUAUGCUUGUGUCUGUGCUUCUGAUAGUGGGCACAGCAUCGUCCACGUUCGUGCCAAUGUGCGUACGAGUCCAAGAGGCCGUAGUGGAGGAGCCUUCGCCCUCCACCUGCAUCGUCGGGCCCUCCGCCGAGCUGGCCCUCAGCGUGCUGCUAAUAGCUGCCACUUAUCGGAGCGACUUGGUGUUGCUGCGGAUCUACUCAUGGCUGGCGCUGGGUGCGUUAGCAGCUGCUGUGCUGGUAUACUGCCUGGUAGUGGCUCUUAUUGGAGCACUAUACCUCAUUGCCAUUGCUGUUAGCCUCGUAUACCAGAGCUACGUGAUACUUCUGGUGAGGAGUUUCAUUAUAGAAAUCAAAUUCAAGGAUACGAUCGACAAAACUUUAUACUACAACAAGCUCUUGGACAUUAAGAAAGAUCCGGAGGCGCCACCAGCGGCGGCAGAGCCUCAGGGCUCUACUGUCGUGCACACAGACACAGAAGGUGAAGAAAAGACACUAAUAGUGACUUCUGAGAAGGAAAAACAAACAGACACUGUUAAAGUGACGAAUUUACCACCGAACGAUACAAAGACACCAGUGAGCACUACUGCGACUGUUGUGAAAGUCCACGAAGGCACGGGUCGUGCAACAGUCGCGAAUAAAGAUGACAAAGGCAAACUGAGGGACGAGAAUAUUGGUAAGAACGUCAGCGCAAAGGAAGCCGCAAGUAACCGUGCGAUAGUCGCAAGUAACGUCGACGGGAGCCGACAGGCAACUGCAACUGCCGCGACUGCUGGCAGCAGUUCCAAAGAUGGCGGCGCUGUGAAAACAACUGAAAGUCGUGUCACGAUAACAGUUGCAAGUAUAAAGGAAGACCAACAGGAGCCUGAAACUAGCGCUGUAGGAGACAGUUCUAAACAUGUCAACGCUACAGAAGACGCGGGCAGUAGCGCGGCAGUUGCAAGCGGAGAAGAGAAGGGUAAGCAAAAGGACAAAGAGGUCACUGACCCUGCGCCGACGCCGAAAAAACGUCGAGGUUGGUUCCGGCGCGGCGCACGCGACAAACGUGAUGCAAGCGAGACAAAAGAAGCAAAAGACGACACGGCAAAGGAUUAAUACCAAGCAAUAUCAAGGAUUUGCUAUCCUUUUUCAACAUCCCUAGCGUUAGCCCGUUCUCACGGGGUCCGCUUACCUAACCCAAAGAUUUGACAGGUCCGGUUUUUUACAGAAAAGGUUAGGUGACGUAUCUCCGAAACCAUUUUCCAUCUUCUUUAACCCUAUUAAAAAUCUAAUAUUCAAGAAAGUAAAAAAA
Molecule: messenger RNA, 1539 nt
Organism: Pectinophora gossypiella (pink bollworm)
Lineage: Eukaryota; Metazoa; Arthropoda; Insecta; Lepidoptera; Gelechiidae
Exons: 6
Coding region: 144-1343 (399 amino acids)
Source: RefSeq, a predicted model, not a curated record